CUAUUGUGAGCUCUGCAGCACCACCUACACAAACCUAACUCUUCACCUGAAGUCUGAUUCACACACCACCUUUGUCCGGAACGACAAGAAUUACUUGUAUCUUGAUGAACUUAUCAGUGGGCAGAAACAAAACUGUCAGAUAUUUGCUGGAUCCCAAUGAGGUAUAGUGGGUUGAUGCCCCCAGAGAGACCUGUGGCCAGCCUGAGCAGCAAUCACCCCAAGCGACUGCGUAAGCAAAUUGUCUUCAAGAUUGGUGAAACCAUACAUUCUGGUCCAUCCCUUGUGGCUCCAGCAGUGCUCAAGGAUGAGGACCUGAUUACCACAAGCAAGUGUGUCUUCCCCAGCAACCUGCAAGAGAGCUCCCAGAUCCCCUUGGACAGUGAUCACCUAGCCCAGAUUCCCUCCACCAAACCCAGUUCUCCACAACCCUCAGAGACACCGUGUUUCAUUGGCCACACAUCACUUCAAUCUUGUACCCCCUGUACUCAAUAUUAUUUGGGCACCAAAGGCUCUCUUCCAGCAGCUUAUGUACCUGAUGUUUUAGUGCCCAAAAUUAUUGUGUCCAAGGUCUCAAAGACUGUUAGAUCUGCAGCAACGAAAAGUGACAGUAAAAGUUGCACAGCUAAGGCACUUAAUGGUAAACGUGUGAAAAAGAUCAUAGUACCCAAGAACAGUAUUGAUGAAACUUGUUCUCAGCCGGUGAUAGUUAGUAAAUCAGCAGUUCCCCAAUGCAAGUCAGUUGAAGACCUAAAGAGCAGAACCUAUCUAAGGAGUGGACGUGCAGUGGAACGGUUUGAAAAUAUUCAACCAGUAAUAAAGAAGGAACCAGAUGAAGCACUGGAUCCUGUAGUAUACCUGAACACCAUAAAAGAUGAGAGUUUUACAAGUAUAGAAUCUGGUAUGAUAGAAUUGCCUGAAAGAAAACCAGAAGUUUAUGAAGCAAUACACCCAGAGUUCAAUAAGGGGCGACUGCUGAUCAAGGUGGUGCAGAGAGCAACGCCUACUGAAGCUGUGGUAGAUUCUUUGGAUCUAUCCACCAAUCUUUCUAGAGCAGGUGUUGCUGAAGAAAACAAAGAAAUGGUCAGACUCAUUCAAGAAGCAGAUUCUAAGCUUGACUCUUUUUGUCCUAAAAGGAGCAGUCGUGCAUCUAAGAGAAUAGGCAGUGCUGAGUUUGGUGUCAUUGAAAUAAAACCAGAACCAGUGACGAGAGUGCGGCGGUGUACCAGAACUCGCAAGUGUAGCUGCCGAUCAGAUAAGUCUGAGUCUGAAACCUCAGACUCACGUAGUGUGGCAGAUGAGGCGCUGUAUUUCGAUAUGGUGGACAAGACUGCUAAACUAGGAAAGCCAAAGAAUGGUGAGCCCCUAUUAGAUGAGGCUACCACUCAUGUAAGUGCCAAGUAUAAUGGUGAUGUAAGCAGUGAAAUAGCUAAUGGGGCUCACAAAGUCAAGGGACGCAGAGUUAGCCGCGCCAACAGCGAUGAGUCUGAUAGUAACUCUGGCUCAAAGAGUAAUGGCAAUAUAGACCACAAUGGUGAUAAAGUAGAUUUUAGUGUUCUUCUUGAGAUCUCACCUGCUGAUAGGAAAAAGUUUGAAAGUAAGAAGGCAAAAAUUAGACGGAAAACUGCUGAUUGGCUGCUGAUAUCUGAAACUGAACAGUAUUAUAAUGAAAAGGAAGAAAUAAUGAGAAAUAAAAAUAAACUGGACUCUGAAAGUGAAAGUGAUGAAAGUGAUACCUGUACUGAAAACCAGGACUCUAGAAGUGACUGUUCCGAUGAAUCUGAGAGCACAGCCGGUUCAUCGAGAAGAAACAAAGGUAAGGGGAAGCCUGCACGGCCUGUUGAGGAUGACUCCAGACCCAGUGCUAAGAGACCAAAGGAGGACUUAUGCUCCCAGAAGAAGAGAGGCCGGCCUGUAGUGAGCCGGACGAGAAAAACAUUGUAUGACCUUACAAUGUUGAAUGAUGAUGACGACGAUGAUGAAAACUUCUUUGGCUUUCCAGUGAGCACCACAAUUCCUCAGAGUACACGAACCAGCUGCACUGUGAGUGGAUCAGCUUCUCAGACACGUAGCAAAGUGAAAGAGAGCUGCAAGCACUCUUUUGAUCUCUCCUCUGGUAGUGGUAAAGUAGGACGGAAACGACUGUCGGAUGCCGAGAGAUUUUUAAGAGACAACAGAGAAUACUACCACUUUCAGGAGACAACUGAGAGGUUGCGGCGUUCAACUUCAUCUUCUGCAGAAAAAGAAAAGAGUGGAAGAUUGGAUGGCUGUGAAGUGAAAGAAGUAGAGAAGAAAGAGGAGUCGAGAUUACGGGAACCACCACCACCUCCGGUAUCAAAAAAACGGUCUGUGGUUGAUGGUAGAAGGGUGACUCGUAGUGCUGGUAUUAUUUUGGAGGAGCCUGAUUCACAGGGCAAACCAAAAGUGAAAAGUGUUGAAAAGAAUGACUCAAAGUGCACAGGAAAGAAUGUAGAAAAAACAGAUGUCAAAGAGAAAGACAAGAGAAAACUCCCUGAUGAUCCAAAAAAGAAAGCUCCUGAAGAAGACAAAAGGAGAGGUUGUGAGGGAAAUAAAAGAAAAUGUGUGGUUGAAAGUAGAAGGAUUAGCAAUGAUGUUGAUAAAAAAGAAUCUGAAGACAAAAAAGACAGUGAUGUUGAUAAAAAAGAGUCUGCAGGCAAGAAAGGUGGUGAUGUUGAAAAAAAAGUGUUUGAAGACAAGAAAGAUAGUGAUAUUGAUAAAAAAGUGUCUGAUGACAAGAAAGACAGUGAUGUUGAUAGAAAAGUAUCUGAAGAGAAGAAAGAUAGUGAUGUUGAUAAAAAGUUGUCCGAAGACAAGAAAGAUAGUGAUGUUGAUAAAAAAGUGUCUGAAGAGAGGAAAGACAGUGAUUUAAGAACAACUGCAUUAGAAUCAGAAAACAGGACUUCAGAAAGCAUUGCUGAUUACCAUGAGUCUGAAGGAAGAACUAAAUAUGUGGAGGUUUCCUCUUGUAAUGCUGCAGUUGUUAGUAAUAGUGAGUGCACAGAAAGUAGAGGAAAAAGAAUUCUUAGAGCUGAAAUUAGAGAAACCUCAAGAAGUGAUUUACAAGAUUUGUACUUUUCUUUUGAGGGAGUGCCUGAUCAGGAGAGCUGGUACCAAACAUACCAGAGACUAGUAGAUGGAGUUUGUAGUAAUGAGUUUUGUUAUGAAGAGGAACCUCUAAAGUUUGUAUUACCUUAUGAAAUGCCAAAGGAAUAUGUCAGAGACUUUCUUUGUUAUAAGAAAGGUAUGUUAGCAAAGAAAAAAAAUGAUCUUGCAGACCUUGUUCGAAAGUCUCCAAGGUGUCAUGCAUCUACUCUUGCUCUUUUUUCUGAUAUUAUACCAACCAAAAGAGUCAAAAAUGCUAAAGUCUUAAGAUCUGCUCCAGUCAGAGUGGAAGAAGCCUCAUCAGAUGGAACCAGUACCCCUGGGGCAGAGUCCACUAAGCUACCUCCUCCUGAAUGCUUUGAGUCCACUGAGGAGUUAGCAAUCUUAGCACUACACAUUGACCACAUAAUGAAAUCUGAAGGAUGUUAUGAGGAAGUGCCUGUUUGCAAUCCACACAUUGAAGACCUGAAAGAAUCUGAAGGACUGGAUUACAAAAAGACACCUCCAAAGAAAAGGGGUAAGAAGAAAAGGCUGAUGGCAGGAUCUAAAUCUGAAAAAGCCUUUGAAAAUGCAGCUAAAGAGCUUAAGUUGUUUGAUAAUUCACUUGCACAAGAGGUAGAUCCAGUUUUUAUAGCUGGUCUUUGUGAUGACAUGAAGGACUUCCUGAUUCCAGAAAAUAUUCUUGCUCGAGAAGCAUCUGAAGUGGUGGAAGAUUCAUGUUUUUGUGUGUGUACUGACAGAGCUUCGUGUGAUGAAUUUUCUAGUGCAGAUGAUAAUACUGAAGCCAGUUCAGAAUGUGUCUCUCUUUGUGAUUCUGAAACAAUUGACUGUUCUGUCAUUAGUGAACCUAAACGUGGGCGUAGUGCUAAGAAACGUCGGAAAAACUUAACUGGCUGGCCAAAGACCCAAAAGCGGAAGAAGCCAGCACCAUCUCAUACAUCAGAUGAUAAUGAUAGUGCUUUGGGAUGGGAUGAUCUUGAACCAAAGAAACAUAGGUGUUGGAAGAAGCAACAAGACUUUAGCCUCCUAGAGCAGACCACAUCUGAGAGACUUGCUGCCCUGGCUGCAUGUGAUCGGAGAGCUUCUCCUAGAAAAAAGGCUUCUGUCUUGUACAUGGACACGUGGCCAGUUAGAUUUCGAACACAAAAAUAGAUUUUAUAGAAGUAUACUUAUGACUGAAUGAUUCAUAUUGGAUUGUGUGAUGCAUGAAGUGUUUAUACAUAUUUAUUAUCAACAUGUAUGGUGUGUGUGCUGAUUUGUUUUUCAAAAGAUGGAACCAAGGAGUCUCAGGAUAGCUCUGUAAGAGAGUGAUUGAAGUGUUUGUACAGGUAGGAUUGCCUAAGUUAAUUUGAAUUUGAGUGACUGUUGAGGAAUGACAUGUUUAUUUUUAAGGUAAGCAUUUUGUAUGAUUUUUCAUUAAUGCAAAAAUGAUAUAUCUAGUUAUGUGAAUAGUUUAUUCUAUUUAUUUUUUAGACAGUUAAGUGAAGGCCUAAAAGUUUCCUUACAUUUGUAGUGUAAAUGCCACUUUUGAAUUCUCAGCGUUUUUCUUGUAUUUUCUUUACUUGGGUACAAAAUCAUAAUUCUUAGUGGCUUUGUAUACGGUGUUCCAUUGAUGUUCACCAGACCAAUAUAUAUAUAUAUAUAUAUACGUAUAUAUAUCGAUAUAUAUGUAUACCUCCUACACAUGAUUUGAAACAUUUACUAUUUUGUAGGACCAACAUUAGCAUACCAUGAUUUGACAAAUUUUAGCAUCUUGAAAACAGUCUGAUCUCCAUUUUUGCAUUAAUUUGUAUCUCUUAAUCAUAAAAAAUUAGUGAUGCAAAGAUGGUGAGUAUAAUUUACUUUUUAAGAAGGAAGCUAGUUGGGACUGGCCAUGACCUGUUUGUUCCCUAAGGAUUUCACUGUCACUGUCAGCACAAGGAAGGCAAGACAAGGCUUUUUAUGUUAGUCAGGAUGUGAAGUCAAAUUUAAUUUGUUAACAUGUCUUUUAUCAACUCCAGAAUGAGGAUGGACACACACACACACACACACACACACACACACACACACACACACACACACACACACACACACACACACACACACACACACACACACACUAUUGAAUUUUAAGUUCACUCUUGUCACCAAGGAUUUUUCUCUGAUAGGCAAGUAAUUACUACUUUCCUUAUGCAAAAAAAAAAAAAAAAAAGGGAUGUGUUUUUGUGAAAAUGAUUGCUUUACCUGUGAAUUGAACUGUAUGAGCUUAAGGCUCUGACUGAGAUGAUAACUUGGUGAGCACAAGUUUACCAUGUGAUACUUAACACAGAUGCACACAUACACAGAUCAUAAUUUUGUUUGGACCUAAUUAAAGGUUUAAAUGUAAACCAAUUACUUAACAUAAGUUCCCUAAACCAGAUAGCCAUGAACAUUGAACUUAUCAUGUGCCUUGCUUAUUAAUUAUGUAUGAUCAUUCAUUAUAAUGAAUUCAAAACCAAAGUGUUCAGACUAGCAUGACCACGCUUACUUGAGUAGGCGCUAACAAUCUUUCUCUGUAUCUGAUGUCUGUUUCUUAAAACUUUUUUUAAUUGGGAUGGCCAUAAUAUAGUCCCACAGAACAGCACUGCCUCACAAGCUAUUGAAUGAGAAACACAUAGGGAUGAUUUUGAUCACAGGAAGCCCAAAUGAUAAUAUAUGCUAUAAUUAUAUUAGUAGUAACCAGUGCUCAAUGGUUGGUUAGGCUUGGACACCAUUGUGCCUCAGAACUAAAGUUAGCUGUUUCGUCACAGAAACUUAGAUCCAGUCCCAGCCUGAGUAGGAUGCCAAGGAUUUCUCCAUUGUCCACAAAAUGCAUCCAAUGCCUGAUGAUCCAGAGAUUUAUGUUAAUAUUGAUAUUAUUUGGAAAACUUCAUAGUGACUACAUUUUGAAGAGUCCCUUGACAAGAUUACCUCAUCACCCAGACGGCUUUCAGUGCUUCUCAUAACUAGACAGUCAAGCUAAACUUUGAGUUCAGUGGUAACUCAACCACAGAGACCUAGCUGCCUCUAAAAAGUAAGUUAAUGCUGCAGCUGUGAAUUUGCAUCAUUUGGAGAAUGGAAAAACUGGGCAAGGUUAUGUGGGUCCCCUGCCCAGCACCAUGCUUUUACUUGGAUAAAGAACAGAAUAGAGGCACAUAAUUGAAUCCAAUCAUUGUAUCAAUACAAUUUGAUAUUUAGAUUCAUUAUCAAGUAAUAAAACAAUAAAAGAUUUUAGUACUUAGAGAAACUACUUUCAUUGAUUAAUUGAUUAUUGAUGAUGGCAUCCAACAACUAACUGCAUGAUUUUUAUCUUGAAAGGAAUAAUCUAGGAAUGAUUGGAGAACACUAUUAAUGAUCUUGCUCAGGUGGUAGAUUUGGUUAAUGAUUAACAUGAUGGGCAACAAAUUCUAGUCACUGAAGCUUGACUAUGUCUGGGUAAGAGGUUGAUCUUACCAAAACACCAGGUUCUACUCCCAUUCCCAUCAACAGUACGGUGCCUCGGUGAUGAUCCCAUCAUCUACCUUGUAGUUGAAGUAAAGGAAGUACCUCACAAGGUAAGCUAGUCACAGGAGUAUCUUCCUGAAGUUGCUACCUGGUACUUUUUACUUGGUAGUCACACAUGAUAGAACACUAGUGUGAUUGAAACAUUGGAUGCAUUUUUUUCCAGCAUCCUUGCUGGCUUUUGCUUAUCCCAAUCCAUCUAUCUCUAUACGGACAGCUUUUACAAGGUACUAACAGAACUUUAAAACAAAGUUGAAUGAAUUUAGUAAGGUGUGAUUUUGUUGGUAUUUUAAAUACUUAAACAAAUUUUAAAUACUUAAACAAAGUGUGAAAAUGUCCUACUAAACAUGCCAGACUGACAAUAUACCUGUAGUUAAGCUGGUGAUAAUUCUUUACAACUUAAGAGUAUAACAUUUUGCUUCUGUGUAUCACCCCCUUGUAGAUCUAAUAAGGAGUAAAAUUAUGGCCAUCCUCUUUACUUAUGAUAAUUUAUAGUUACUCUGUAACCAGUUCACAUGCCAAUGGGGAGUUUUCAGAACUAGUGGCUGUCACCAGGUGGCAACACAGUAUGUGUUCCCUUCACUCUCACAGGGGUAAUAUAGAACAUACAUGCAGUGUCAUCCUGUAAUGCAUUAAGUUGAUAUAAUAUAUAUAGUUUUCUACAUAAUUCCUUCUAAGUAGUAACACAGGCAAAAUCAAACCCUAUUCAUGAACAAAUGUAUAUAAGUUGAUUUUCUCAUGAACUGGCAUUGAGGCUUAUUUGAUCAUCUCCACAUUUCCAGAAGAGUACACUGUUGAUCGGAAGUGUAUUAAUCCAGUCGACAGUUAACAUGAAAACAUGUCCGUGUCACUUAAAAGUCCAAACUAUACAGCUCAACUUACUAGUUAAUGGAAACAACAAUUCUAAUUAAGAAUAGGCCACUUGAGUAUCCUGGUGAGAGUGUUGCUGUCUAACCCAACCUGGGCCGGUUGUUUAACUUAACAAACACACUGUUGGACAAAUAAUUAACUCCUGCUGUAAUGUCCAUGCCACUGUGCCAUGAGGAGGAGGAAGAAAGCUUCACAUAUUUCUCUCUCCUCACUCUACAGCCAUCCAGUGAUAUGCUUGUUCUUUGCUUGAAUGUUUUGCCACUUCUCAAUCUUGAUGAAAGCAAUGCUAAAAUCCUCACGAAAAUAACUAUACACGUAUAUCAUGAUGUUACUGAAUAAGGUGGGGCAUUCUAUAUAUUACAGUCAAAGUUUUUACCUUUUUCAUUGUCCAAAUCAAUAGAUUUUAGACUUGUAAUAUGCUGUAUUUAAGAUAUUGAUAGCAGUAUUACAAGAUAAUCACAAAAAAAAUAUUUGUUUGACCAAGUUCACGCAAAAUUAUCCAUAUGGGAUAUUUAAAAGUAGAUACAAAAUGUAAACAGUAACAUAAUAAUCAAUGUUCUAUGCAUCUGUAUGUGUGGGAUUAAUAUAAUAGUAAUUUAGCUCAUGUCAGUAAGGGACAUGUAGCAGCGGUGACAUCUGGUGGAUUAAUUCUGAAAACUCCCCAUUGUCCUUCAAAAGUAGAAGCUUCUAUUGCUGAUUUCCCCAUAACACCUGCAUGUGCAAGUACUGGUUGAUAAUUCAUAGUUAGAUACUCAUUAGUAUGAUAAAGCUAUGAAAUUCUAUAGAACUGGUGCAGACUAUGAAACCAAGGACUGGUAAUGAAAAUGUCAAAAUGUGUUAGACAUGGUGAUUUGGCACACUGUAUCCAUGUUAAGAAAUUUUUGCAAAGGAAAUUAACAGAAAUGAAGAUCAGACUAUUAACACAAGAUAUUUUAGAGGCUCCUAGCUCUUUGUGACUCAGUAUGAUUAGUAUUAUCUAUCAUCAUUUGUUAUUGAUGUCAUUAUCAUUAUUAUUUUUUUAUAUUUGAAGUUUUAUUCAACAGGAACUUAUUCAAGAUUUCAGUAGAAUGUUUUCUCAAGCAAACAAAAUUAUCUUUGCUAAUACUUCAUGUUAAUUCCAGAGAAAGAAAGAGAGAUAAUAUUUUGUAUGUUUGUGUGUGUGUUUUGGUAAGUUUCCAGUAUUAAUUCUGGAGUGUGUGUAUGUGCGUGUCUGACAUAGAGUGCUGAGGGUGGGGGAGGGAGCUGUUUGGGAAAGAGAAUUAAUAUGUCAAAAGUUGAAAAUUAAAAGAACUAUAAUGUAGAAUUAUAUGGGUCAUGUCACAAAUGAGCAGUAUGGUCAUGAAAUAUAUGGAACACAGUGUAUCAGCAUUAGUAUCUCAAUGAAAUUGUUACUCAGAUGUCUAGUUUAUAAUGCUUUGUUUAAUGUUUCACAUGAAUCAACAGCAGCUUUUUUUAAUUUCCUUUAUACAUACAUAUAUACAUAUAUAUAUAUACAUAUAUAUAUACUUAUUUUGUAGAGCGAUCCUGUAUUGUAUAAACAUAUGUAUACAUUUUGUAAAUAACAUUCUUCUACUGAAAAUAAUUGCCAAUGAUUCAUAAAUGUGAAAUAUACAGAUAUUUGUAGUAUAUGUCUCAAUGGAACCACAUAUAUGUAGCAUUAACUUCCUUUUAGCAACAAGUUUUAAUAUUUUCAGCUACUCAAGUAGUGAAAGAUGGCAGCAGAUAUAAAUAUCCAGCAUCUCUAUCUUCUUAUUUGUGACUCGUUUUCAUCAGUAUUAUAAGCAUUUAAGUUUCCUCAAGCAUACCUUUCACAGCAUUCUCAUACAUCUUGUUUUCUUUCAGUCUUUUAUCUAAUCUCAUCUUGUACUGUACUUACACCAUAACUCCCACUGUCCUCAUUCUAUCUGGGAACUCAACCAUUUUCCAUCACUGCUGUCACUACUAAUACCAUCACUGCCUUUAGUGCAGGGUCACAAUAUAUGGAUACAUAUUCAAUAUUAAGAAUAAAACUGCAGUUAUCAUGGAAAUAAGAAGACACUUAUUCUAAGAUUUAUUCAUUAUAAAUUAAAUUACUGGCAGGGGUGGAUCCAGGAUAAAAAUUUGAGGGAGGCUAACCUGAAUUCCUUUACCCUUAAAAUUGGUGGGGAGCCUCAUCAGCUGGGGGUUUGGAGCUGUAAACACCAUCCCCCUUUCCCCUAAAAUUUUUUUGAAAAUUUAGCAAUAUUGAGGGUAUUUUUAAGCUAUAUGCAGAGCUAUUUCUAUGUAAUGAAAGCAGUUAUAAUUUAUAAACAUGACUGAAUAAUUAGAUUAGCCUUGCUCAGUUAGGACAAAGAAUAGCAUUUUUGGAAGUGUGUUUCCACUUUUUAUAUAUUUAUUCUACCAUUCUUAGAUUUAUACAAGUUUUGAGAGUGGUGCCUCGGUGGGCGGCUGGCUGCACAUUGAAUAUUAGUCAUCUGCACUAAUAUUCUAUGUAAAAACUUUCUUCUGAUAGAGAUGGCAGUAUUUGGGCAGGAGAUCACUGGAGCAGACAGUGGUAAGAGUGGUGAGGCAGGGAAAGAUGUCCACCACCAUAAACAGCAGGAGAGAGAGAGAGAGAGAUUGUAUGCUUAUUGAAUGAGUUAGUUUGACCAUCAAUUUGCAAUAUAAAAAGCUUGUAACUUUGAAAGCAUAACUAUAGAUUUUAAUAAUAAUAAUAAUAAUAAUAAUAAUAAUCAUGUAAGUUGGGGCAGCCCAGUGGCUGAGCGCUAACCUGAAUUCCUGUACUCCUUCAGAUUGGUAGCAAGCUGCUGCAAGUGAAGCAAGUCUUAUCAGCUGGGGCUUCUGGGGGGCAGUGUAAACCUGCCCUUCAAUUUUUUUUUUUUUUAUUUAGCAAUCUUGGGGGCAUUUCUAAGCUAAAUGCAGAGCUAUUUUUAUGUAAUAAGAGCAGUAAUAAUCUGCAAACUUUUUUUUUUU
Portunus trituberculatus (swimming crab) is the source of this 10440-nucleotide messenger RNA. RefSeq lists its product as uncharacterized. The record is from RefSeq and is a predicted model, not a curated record. The transcript has 3 exons. NCBI's taxonomy places the organism in Eukaryota, Metazoa, Arthropoda, Malacostraca, Decapoda, Portunidae. The coding region runs from base 157 to 4272 and encodes 1371 amino acids.